CCGCCCGUCUAGAAGGAGGGAGGGCAGCCGGUGUCGACAUGCUGCUGGAGGAGGUUCGCGCCGGCAACCGGCUGAGCGGGGCCGCGGCCCGGGGAGACGUGCAGGAGGUGCGCCGCCUUCUGCAUCGAGAGCUGGUGCACCCGGACGCCCUGAACCGCUUCGGCAAGACGGCGCUGCAGGUCAUGAUGUUUGGCAGCCCCACCAUUGCCUUGGAGCUCCUGAAGCAAGGUGCUAGCCCCAAUGUCCAAGACGCCUCUGGCACCACUCCGGCCCAUGAUGCAGCCCGCACUGGAUUCCUCGACACCCUGAAAGUGUUGGUAGAGCAUGGCGCUGAUGUCAAUGCUCCUGAUGGCACUGGUGCACUCCCCAUCCAUCUGGCAGUGAGGGAGGGCCACACAGCUGUUGUCAACUUCCUGGCAGCAGAAUCUGAUCUACAUCACAGGGAUGCCAGGGGGCUCACACCCCUGGAUCUGGCUCAGAGGAGAGGGGCUCAGGAUCUCCUGGACAUACUGCAGGGGCAUACUGUGGCACCACUGUGACCUGGGGCCACUCACUGCCAGCAACAGGACCCAGCUGGGGUAUAUGUCAUAAGAGGAGGGGAGAAACAUUUUGUCUCCUCGCUCCUCCUGCUGGCUGUCGAAGGGGAGGGGCACCAGUUUGUGGCUUGUUGGUGUUGAUUUCUGGGAUGUGUGUGUGUGUUUGAGGCUCAUUUCUCAUUUGUUUUUCUCACCCCUUUUGGUGUGUUAGUCAGAGAAGGGCUCCUGUAGGCAACAGCCACCUAAACGGUUCGGUUUCCUCCACGCCCCAGGGUGCUGGGGCUACAGAUGGUGCCAAGGGCAGAGUGUUCAAAGACUCAGUUCCAGAGUGAGGUCAUGGCUUCCAGGGCUCCUGGAACCUGGUGACCUUGACCAGCUGGCUGUACCCAGAGAAACCUCAAGUAUGCGCACUGCUUAGAGCUGGGGGGAAGAGGGGAGCUGAGGGGAGUGUUCCAAAACUAUAGAUGGAUAGUAUGAGUUCGUUCAUAUUUUGUUGGAAGCUUGCUUCCCAGUCUCUUGUACAGCGUUAAAAGACUUCUAUUUAUUAAGCUUUAUGGAAAAAGUCGUUGUGUGAUUAUUUAACGUUUUUACCCAUUAAAUUAAGAUUUGUGCAUGAUCACAGCGCGGGUGUCUUCUGAUUUUUGAGUCUGCAAUGGCUCGCGUCAAGGGUAUUUGUGGGGGGUCGGCAAGGCAGUCG
This is a messenger RNA of Talpa occidentalis (Iberian mole), 1233 nucleotides long. RefSeq names its product cyclin dependent kinase inhibitor 2D (gene CDKN2D). Gene Ontology annotation, cellular component: nucleus. NCBI's taxonomy places the organism in Eukaryota, Metazoa, Chordata, Mammalia, Eulipotyphla, Talpidae. Bases 39 to 539 code for a protein of 166 amino acids. Gene Ontology annotation, biological process: regulation of cyclin-dependent protein serine/threonine kinase activity; negative regulation of cell population proliferation. The transcript has 3 exons. The record is from RefSeq and is a predicted model, not a curated record. Gene Ontology annotation, molecular function: cyclin-dependent protein serine/threonine kinase inhibitor activity; protein kinase binding.